Messenger RNA from Arabis nemorensis, 246 nucleotides. The record is from the annotation of a GenBank genome assembly. NCBI's taxonomy places the organism in Eukaryota, Viridiplantae, Streptophyta, Magnoliopsida, Brassicales, Brassicaceae.
AUGGAGAAGACAAUAAGGGGUAUGGAAAAAGACAAUGCUCUUAAAACUGUGAGAGAAAAGAGCAAAAGGACUAUAAAACCGGCACCGUUCAUAAGAACACCAUUUAAGAACACCAACCCAGCUAUAGUUGUCCCCAAAAAAGUUAACCAGCCCAUGGUGCUUGGUGGACAUGGAUAUGAUCCAUUCGAGCCAGCGAAUAUGCAGAAAGUUAAGGUUCUAGAUGAUUGGUUGCAAUUGGAUGAGUAA